Messenger RNA from Scatophagus argus, 3899 nucleotides. RefSeq names its product solute carrier family 22 member 23 (gene slc22a23b). The record is from RefSeq and is a predicted model, not a curated record. Lineage: Eukaryota; Metazoa; Chordata; Actinopteri; Scatophagidae. Gene Ontology annotation, biological process: transmembrane transport. Gene Ontology annotation, molecular function: transmembrane transporter activity. Bases 664 to 2574 code for a protein of 636 amino acids. The transcript has 10 exons. Gene Ontology annotation, cellular component: membrane.
CCAUUGACUAGACGGCGACAAACCGAGCAGCAGAGUCCACCACGGCUCUGAACUUCACAUCAUCAGAGUGGGCAGGUGAUGACUGGGAGCUCGGAUACUGUGGGACUGACGAGCUGAGCGAUGCGCACCUCCAGGGGGUCACAGUUUGGACAGGUAUGAGACCUGUGGCGCUCACGGAUGAAGGACCAGUAGAUGUUUAGAGGAUCCCAGUGUGGAUACAAAGCCAUAUUCCACUCCUAGAGCACCAGCAGGCCUGGCCCAGUUCAGCUCCACAUGGAUGGAUCCCGUUGUAGGAGCUGUACUCAUGGAAUACAAAGCCCGUGCUGGUGAGCAUGCCUGCCUGUCCGAGCCCACUCCUCUGCGGGAGCCCCUGCUCAGUCCUCUCCUCCUGACACAGCCUCUCAACGCGGACAUCCCCUGGUCGCUUCGAGUCCGCUCACCAUGAGGACGACCGCUCGGUGAUUCGGUGCCUCUGCACGCCUGUACGGACCGGAGACCCCCCCCUCUAUUUUUGGAUCGGGCUUUUGUUGACUAUACACAGGAUUUAUCUGCGGGCUUUCUUUGUGUCAAAGGGCUUAACGCAGAGUGCGCGGACGGCAGCAGAACUGGGGCUUUGCUUCACCCGCUGUUGCGCCCAGCUGCUCUCUUUGUGGCCGGGCCGUGAUGGCAGCCGGCCGGCCGGAGGUGCAGGACCACCCGCCUGAGAACGGCUUCACCCCGCUGGAGCACCCGGUGCCCCGGCUGCUGCCGCACAUCGACGGCUCGGUUCUGCCGUCUCUGGGGGGCUUUGGGAAACAUCAGAAGCAGCUCGUGGUCCUGACCUGGAUACCGGCAUUGUUCAUCGGCUUUAGCCAGUUUUCGGAUUAUUUCCUCCUGGCACAGCCCAAUGGCACGUGCGUGCAACCCCUCGCGAACCACAGUAACUGGACCGCGGCAUCCCCGCCGCUCACGCUCGCUGGAGGCGCGCCUGCGCUCCAGCUCAGAGGCAACGACACCGAGGAGGGACACGGCGACGGCAGCGGAAUGCUGUGCGCCUGCAAGGAGUGGAGGCUCGAGCUGCAGACGGGACUUAGUCAGAAUGUGGUUACCAAGUGGAACCUGGUGUGUGACUCGGCCUGGAAGGUGCACAUUGCCAAGUUCUCCUUGCUGGUGGGCUCCAUAUUUGGCUACCUGGUGAUGGGUGUCAUGGCUGACUGGUUUGGUCGACACCCGGUGUUGAUUCUCUCCGUGCUCUUCAUGCUGGUGUUUGGUCUGAGUGUUGCCUUCUCUGUGAACGUCACCAUGUUCAGCACCUUGCGUUUCUUUGAGGGUUUCUGCUUGGCGGGCCUCGCUCUCUCCCUCUACGUGCUCAGAAUCGAGCUUUGUUUGCCAGGCUGGCGUUUCUCCAUGACCAUGGUGGCCAGUUUUGUGAUGGUGGGCGGGCAGCUACUCAUGCCAGGGGUGGCUGCUCUGUGCCGUAACUGGCCGGACCGGGAUGACUGGCAGGUCCUGCAGAUUGUCAUAAUCAGCCCUUUCGUUCUGAUGCUGCCCUACGUCUGGAUUUUUCCCGAGUCGUUGCGCUGGUUGCUGGCCACCCAGCACUACAGGCGGUCCAAAGCCAUGAUGCUGGGCAUCGCCAGGAAGAACCAGGUUGACCUGACAUCCGAGCCGAGCGGAGUUCUUACAGAACUGGAGCAGGAGCUGCACAAGAAACCCCAGAGGACCUGCAUUGUCAAGAUGAUGAGCACCAGGAACCUGUGGAAAAACAUUGUGGUGCUGUGUGUCAACUCGCUGACAGGUUAUGGGAUCCACCACUGCUUCGCUCGCAGUAUGAUGGACCCGGAGGCCCAGCCCACUGCUUUGUGUCAUGCCGACUAUUACACUAUGGCCGGCAUCGCUGUGGCAACCUGCCUGGCGCUUUGCCCUGCGGUGGGUUUGAUGGGUCGGCGUGGAGGGCUGCUCACCUUCAUGAUCAUAACGGCACUGGCAUCGCUGCUGCAGCUGGGUUUACUCAACUUGAUAGGGAAGUACAGCCUCCGCCACGACACAGUCCUGCGAGACACGCUUAACAGGAAAUUCUCGGUGGCCUUCUCCAUCAUCGGCAUGUUCUCCUCUCACGCGGUCAGCACGCUCAGCAUAUUCUUCUGUGCUGAAAUCACUCCGACUGUUAUCAGGGGUGGAGGGCUGGGCCUGGUCCUGGCCAGCGCCGGCUUCGGCAUGCUCACCGCACCCAUCAUGGAGCUGCACAACCAGAAGGGUUACUUCCUGCAUCACGUGAUCUUCGCCUGCUGCACCCUGCUGUGCAUCAUCUGCCUGCUGCUGCUGCCUGAGCCGCGGGGCCAACCCCUGCCGGAGAGCCUGGCAGACGGGGAGACCUUCACCCGUCAGACGCUGCUCCAUCCAGGGGAGCAGCACCUCCUCCUCGCCAAGAGUGACGGGGACUACUCCCGCGUCCACGACACGCCGUUACACCUCUCAGCCACUGGGGGCGCCACAGUGGCAGUAGCCACUGCUCUGGCAGCCGUCCCUGCCUCAUACGCCCUGGCGACAGGUGGGGAGGUGAUUGGAAAUCGUGCCAUAGCCAAUGGCGUGUGAGCAUCGUAGCAAUAGUCUACUACUGUGCUUUUAAUCGCUCGAGCAUUAACUGACUGAAUGGUCAGGGAAAUAAAAAAAAAAAAAACUUUUGAGGGAAAAAAGAAUCGGAUGAACCAGAUGAACUCUCGUCAUGGUGAGGUUUGAGAUGGUGACGAUAAUACAUUUGUGUAGUUUGUAGUGACUAUGAUUCAUUCAGGAGUUGCCAAAAAAAACUUGUACUGGACUAAGUUUACCUGAAGUCAGUGUGUGUUCAAUAACAUGAAAGUCCUCAGUGGUGUUGGUGAUUUUCUUGCACUGCCGUCCGCCCUGCGGGGGCUGAUUCACAGGUAACAGAAGAAGCCGACGCAGGCAAGCGAAGAGACAAAGAAGAGCAGAAUAGCUUUCGAUAACGUGUGCUCCGUGAGUUUCUGUUUGUAGUGUUGACUCGUCGAGACAGGAUUUGACUGCAUCUUAUAACUGCUUCGAAGUUAUUUUGCACUAAAUGUCAGAGACACAAUCAAGAGAGCCAACAAAUCGGAGACCCAGGGAUUGGCUAAACCACUACCACUCUUUGCAUGAAAGGGCACAAAUAGUUUUCCUUGUUUUUGUUUUUCUUCUGAUCCCUACAAGUCCAAUGUGGCACUUUAUCCUCAGAGGUGGGGUCAGCGUGGACACUGAUGUGUGAAGAAAGCAUCACUGCUGCUGUUGUGGGUGUAUGAUGGUUGUCUGAUGUGACGAACAGCCGGAGACCUUGGCAGACUGCACGUGUAGGUUUUAAUGCUAAACAAAUGUGAGAGUUGAACAGACAUUAGAGCGAGCAGCCAGUGUGCUUCUGUAUGUCUUAUGACGCGUCUCGGCAUUUAAACGGCUUUAUCAGGAUGGCUCUGUUCUUUUAACAAAACGGAGAAUGUAAUUUAAGAAAAUCCAGUAUUUAUUUUGUCAUGCUGCCAAGGGCAGUUUGUUGCUUGAAAUACCUCCUUAAUUAGCAAAUAUUUCCACUCCAAGUCUCACUCCUCCUCCUCUGUACUGUGGUAAUGUUGUAAUCCUGCUCCUCGGACGUGUAACUCUAGCCAGAAAGCACAAUAUUUUACAGUUUUUUGAGAUAAGCGUCUGUGAAGAUUAGAAUAGAGCAGAGUUGUCUGCAUGGACCUGGCAUAGUUGUGAUUAGUGUACAUUUCCACACUUUACUACGUAAGUAUCCCUUAGGACUGCAUUAAAACAUAAGGUAUGUGUUCAUGUGCCAUUCGUUCAUGACGUACGGACGUUCAGCCUCACUUUUAUAGAAUAUAAGCACAGUGAAUAGAUUAACAAUCCCGUAAACCAUUUCUGUCCAAACGUACCUGAAU